CGGGGGCGUGUCCUACUGGGCCCGGGCGCCGGCGCCUGGAGAGGGGCGCUUCUGUUGCGCCCUGGCCCGGGCGGCCGCAGAGGACGCGCGGCGGCGAGCAUGGAGCGCGAGCUGGAGGAGCUGGCGGCGCGGCCCCCGCGCCCGGCCGAGCCGCCCUUCCAGGCGCUGGUGGAGGCGGCGGGCGGCCGCGGGCAGGUGCUGCUGGUGGGCGAGCUGUGGGAGCGCGAGCAGAGCCGCGCACUGCUGCGGGACUUCGCCCGGGCCGUGUUCCCGCCGGAGCCAGGCGCGGGCAAGCCCGGCGGCGCGGGGCCCGGGGCGCCGGGGGCCGGGGCGCCGGGGGCGCAGAGGCCGCCCGGGACCGCGGCGGCGCGCGCCAUCCGCUCGCCGCUCGUCUUCGUGCUGUGCCGCGCGUCCUCGCUGACCGCCCGCGAGCCGCGGCGCCGCCUGCGGGAGAUGCUGCGGGACGUGCGCGGCCGGCGGCGGGCCGGCGCGGCGCUGGUCGGGGUGCUGGUGGCCGAGGCCGGGCCCGAGGACGCGGUGGCGCCGGGGCUGAGGCUCCUGGAGGCGCUCCUGCGCGCGGUGUUCGGCCGCCAGGCGGGGGGCCCGGUGCAGGCGGCCGCCUACCGCCCCGGCCACCCGGCCUCCAGCUUGGCCGUCCAGGCGGCCGCCUGCAGAGCGCUGCAAGCUGCGGGGCCCGCGCGAGCAGUGGCAGGAGCCUGGGAGAGACCCGGCCUCCCAGCACUGCUGGCGUGCUUUUCUUGGGGUCCCUGGAGCCGGGGGAAGGACCCAGAUGCCACCUCCCCCAGUGACCCAGCUCAGGAUCACCUCCAGGACCCUGAGGAGGAGCUGGCCCUGACAGACGUGUUUCCCAAUGGAGACUGUGAGGACCCCAGAAAGGGGCUGAGAGCCUGUGAUGGAUUUGUCCACGCUCCGGCUGAGCCCGCUGCAGACUCAAGAUGAAGGCCGGACACCCGGACUGCCUGGGCUCGAACCUGCACUCUGGGGACUGGCGCCUUCUCACUGAGCCCCCUUGCCUCCAUGGUGACCUUGGAAUGGUGGUAACCACAAAGGCCCCUGCUGCCAGGGGGCUGCCGCAUUGAGCCAGCUGGGAAAACUUAUUUUCCUGGAACCUGCCCCCACCUCAUAAUUUGCUCAAUCUCUGAUCACAGUGAGGUUAUUUGUUCUUUCUGUACCUCAGUUUCUCUGUACCAUUGGGACAGAUGGCUGUCUCCUUUGAGGCUCUGUGGUGCUGUGGCAGCCUGUGGUGUAUUUGCAUGAGCAUCCAUCAUUUCAAGUGCGACUGGAAAGAACUCUGGACCAGAAGUCAUCAGAUCUGGGGGGAGUGGUCUUAGACAUGUCACUGAACCUUUGUGGCUUCUGUUUCUCAAAUACCUGAGGGGACUACCAGCCCAGGGGCUCUCACCCAAGGGCCAGGCUGCUGCUCCAGGCAGCAUUGGAAACUUUGAGUGUGUGUGUGUGUGUGUGUGUGUGUGUGUGUGUGUGUGUGUGUGUGUUGGGAGGGUUACUGUAACUAUGAGGUGCCCUUGGCACUUAGUGGUUAUUUUACAACGUACAGGACAAUCUCAAACAGCCAAUUAUUGUUCCAUCCAAAUUGCUCAUCAUGGCAACCUUGAGAAACUCUGGAUGAGCCAAUCCCUUCUCCCUGUGAAAUUCUAGGAGUCGUCCCCUGGAGCAGAGAGGGUUGGGCUUCCCAAGACCCUGGCUCCCAGAGCAAGCCAAAAUAAAGACUGCAUUGCUGCCCUGGGGGCCUAUUGGGCCAGAGACAAGACAACCGAGUACUUUGCAUGCCCUCUCUCUUCCUCAUGUUGACAUUGAUCUGUGCCAAAGCCUUUGAGAAUAAGAAUGCUAGGAAUGGCCCACAGCACCAAACAAGGAAAGGUAGGAAUAAAGACAUGGGACUUUCUCUCGAUCUCAGGCCCUUGUCCAAGGUCAAAGCAAACCCAGCCCAGAGGUGCCAAGUUCCUGAAUCAUUUUUUCUCUGUUUAUGAGUCAGACAGGGUCAAUGAUGUUCCCUUAAAAGCCAGGAAAGCCAUCCGUUCACUUGUAGAAGGAGCUCUGCAUUACCUCCAUUGCCUUCCUUGCCUGUCCCUGGAGUUAAUACAGUCUUUGGAGUGGCAA
Molecule: messenger RNA, 2139 nt
Organism: Neofelis nebulosa (Clouded leopard)
Lineage: Eukaryota; Metazoa; Chordata; Mammalia; Carnivora; Felidae
Gene: C2H2orf72
Product: chromosome 2 C2orf72 homolog
Exons: 3
Coding region: 100-960 (286 amino acids)
Source: RefSeq, a predicted model, not a curated record